Mandrillus leucophaeus (drill) is the source of this 2125-nucleotide messenger RNA. RefSeq names its product pre-mRNA processing factor 3 (gene PRPF3). The coding region runs from base 163 to 1908 and encodes 581 amino acids. Gene Ontology annotation, cellular component: U4/U6 x U5 tri-snRNP complex. Gene Ontology annotation, biological process: mRNA splicing, via spliceosome. Lineage: Eukaryota; Metazoa; Chordata; Mammalia; Primates; Cercopithecidae. The transcript is spliced from 15 exons. The record is from RefSeq and is a predicted model, not a curated record.
GACAGCGGCGUGGCGGCGGCCGUGGCGGUAGCGACGGCAGGCCGUAGGGCGGUCAGAAGGUUUCCGGUUCCGGUGUAACGUUCGGGCUCCGUCUCAGGGGCUGAAGUUUGUGAGGUGUAGUAUUGAGUCCAGUUUGAGCUAUUGUUCUCUUUUUCCUGCAAAAUGGCACUGUCUAAGAGGGAGCUGGAUGAGCUGAAACCAUGGAUAGAGAAGACAGUGAAGAGGGUCCUGGGUUUCUCAGAGCCUACAGUGGUCACAGCAGCAUUGAACUGUGUGGGGAAGGGCAUGGACAAGAAGAAGGCAGCUGAUCAUCUGAAACCUUUUCUUGAUGAGUCUACUCUCCGAUUUGUGGACAAACUCUUUGAGGCUGUGGAGGAAGGCCGAAGCUCUAGGCAUUCCAAGUCUAGCAGUGACAGGAGCAGAAAACGAGAGCUAAAGGAGGUGUUUGGUGAUGACUCUGAGAUCUCUAAAGAAUCAUCAGGAGUAAAGAAGCGACGAAUACCCCGUUUUGAGGAGGUGGAAGAAGAGCCAGAGGUGAUCCCUGGGCCUCCAUCAGAGAGCCCUGGCAUGCUGACUAAGCUCCAGAUCAAACAGAUGAUGGAGGCAGCAACACGACAAAUCGAGGAGAGGAAAAAACAGUUGAGCUUCAUUAGCCCCCCUACACCUCAGCCAAAGACUCCUUCUUCUUCCCAACCAGAGCGACUUCCAAUUGGCAACACUAUUCAGCCCUCCCAGGCUGCCACUUUCAUGAAUGAUGCCAUUGAGAAGGCAAGGAAAGCAGCUGAACUACAAGCUCGAAUCCAAGCCCAGCUGGCACUGAAGCCAGGACUCAUCGGCAAUGCCAACAUGGUGGGCCUGGCUAAUCUCCAUGCCAUGGGCAUUGCUCCCCCGGCUCAACUGGAGAAGCUGCAGGCAGAGAUUUCACAAGCAGCUCGAAAAACAGGCAUCCAUACUUCGACUAGGCUUGCCCUCAUAGCUCCUAAGAAGGAGCUAAAGGAAGGAGAUAUUCCUGAAAUUGAGUGGUGGGACUCUUACAUAAUUCCCAAUGGCUUUGAUCUUACAGAGGAAAAUCCCAAGAGAGAAGAUUAUUUUGGAAUCACAAAUCUUGUUGAACAUCCAGCCCAGCUCAAUCCUCCAGUUGACAAUGACACACCAGUUACUCUGGGAGUAUAUCUUACCAAGAAGGAACAGAAAAAACUCCGGAGACAAACAAGGAGGGAAGCACAGAAGGAACUACAAGAAAAAGUCAGGCUGGGCCUGAUGCCUCCUCCAGAACCCAAAGUGAGAAUUUCUAAUCUGAUGCGAGUAUUAGGAACAGAAGCUGUUCAAGACCCCACGAAGGUAGAAGCCCAUGUCAGAGCUCAGAUGGCAAAAAGACAGAAAGCGCAUGAAGAGGCCAACGCUGCCCGAAAACUCACAGCAGAACAGAGAAAGGUCAAGAAAAUUAAAAAGCUUAAAGAAGACAUUUCACAGGGGGUACACAUAUCUGUAUAUAGAGUUCGAAAUUUGAGCAACCCAGCCAAGAAGUUCAAGAUUGAAGCCAAUGCUGGGCAACUGUACCUGACAGGGGUGGUGGUACUGCACAAGGAUGUCAACGUGGUAGUAGUGGAAGGGGGCCCCAAGGCCCAGAAGAAAUUUAAGCGUCUUAUGCUGCAUCGGAUAAAGUGGGAUGAACAGACAUCUAACACGAAGGGAGAUGAUGAUGAGGAAUCUGAUGAGGAAGCUGUGAAGAAAACCAACAAAUGUGUACUAGUCUGGGAGGGUACAGCCAAAGACCGGAGCUUUGGAGAGAUGAAGUUUAAACAGUGUCCUACAGAGAACAUGGCUCGUGAGCAUUUCAAAAAGCAUGGGGCUGAACACUACUGGGACCUUGCGCUGAGUGAAUCUGUGUUAGAGUCCACUGAUUGAGACUACUGCAAGCCCUUGCCUCUCCCCCCCUUGCCUUUGUCUCUUCAGUCCUCUCACUUAUUCUAUUUCCCAACCCACUCCCACUUGUUUGUGUGAUCUCAGAACUGUGCCAAGCAGACACUGGGACAAAGGGAGAAUAUCUUGCUCCCCUCCCGAGUCAGCCUGGUGUUGCCCUUUAUUCCCCUUAUGUGCAUAUGAUUAAAGAGUUAUUUUUAAA